GCUCCCUUUGAACUGUUCAAUUUCUCUCCAUAUCGGUACCCGCUUGUCAGUCCGGCGUCGGUCCGCAAUGCGCAGAUCACAGGAACUCGCUAGCUCCCUUACUCCUCUCCACACCAUCCUAGUAGUAUCACUCUAUAGUCUAUCCAAGUCCAACUACCUAUCCCUUCAUCAACUACUCUUCGACUUAUUCCCAUUUAGAUUCCAUACACUCAACAUUGCCCUUGAUUUUGAAAAGACUGUCACAGGCUUGUUUUGCCGUACCGUAUGGCGCUACGUCGAUUGUCUUCGCGAAUCUAUCAGGUAACAUACGCAUCUCCAGUCAUAAUCACUCGCCACUCAAAGUUGCUUGAGCCCUGACGAACUCGUGUCGUGAAUCAAGACCAGCGGUGGACACGAUACAAUACUGAGCCCUUCGAAGCCAAGAGCAGGACAUCUCGUAAGGAAGGCCGUCCUUCGGGAG
Messenger RNA from Tilletiaria anomala UBC 951, 460 nucleotides. RefSeq lists its product as uncharacterized. The record is from RefSeq and is a predicted model, not a curated record. Lineage: Eukaryota; Fungi; Basidiomycota; Exobasidiomycetes; Georgefischeriales; Tilletiariaceae. The transcript is spliced from 2 exons. Bases 68 to 304 code for a protein of 78 amino acids.